Molecule: messenger RNA, 636 nt
Organism: Nicotiana tabacum (common tobacco)
Lineage: Eukaryota; Viridiplantae; Streptophyta; Magnoliopsida; Solanales; Solanaceae
Source: RefSeq, a predicted model, not a curated record
AUGGCGAUUAAGCUGGUUGUGGCAGGGUCUACUUUAAAUGUGAUUAGUGCUUGCGCGCUUCAAGUGGGUUUGGACGAGGAGAUUAAGAGGCGCUUCUGGGAAGAAUUUGAUGGGUUGGUACGUGGCAUUCCGCUCACCGAGAAGUUAUUCAUAGGAGGUGACUUCAAUGCUCACAUUAGGGCGACAUUUGGGAGAUAUGACAGUGUGCAUGGCGGCUUUGGCUUUGGAGUUAGGAACGGAGGAGAUACUUUGUUGUUGGACUGUGCUAUAGCCUUUGAUUUUGUGAUUGCCAACUCGUGUUUCCCGAAAAGGGAGAAACAAUUGGUUACAUUUCAGAGUUCGUUGGCCAUGACUCAAAUUGAUUAUUUAUUCCUCCGGAAACGCGAUAGGAGUCUGUGCAUGGAUUGCAAGGUUAUAUCAAGCCAGAAUCUCACGACCCAGCAUAGAUUAUUGGUGAUGUAUUUAGAGAUCGUGAGGAAGAGGAGAAAGAUGUUCGUGUAUGGUCAACCCAGGAUGAGGUGGGGUGCUAUGACUAGUGACAAAGCGCAGGAGUUGGGGGGAGUUGUUAGCUAUGGGAGCUUAGAAGAGCAGUGGAGACGCAAGUUGUAUGUGGACCACGACAACGGAGUGUAUUAG